GUACUCGCGUGAACUUGAGAAUCAAUGCCCUGAGGAGGCUCCGUAAUCCUAUAGUUUACUUAUGUCGAAUGUCAGUGUGCAAUUCCGUAAUAAUGUACAUUAAUUUAUUCCUUCAUAUUUACAUUUUCGUUAAUAAUUUCAAUAAAAGCAAGUGCAUUAUAAAUAUAAUGAGUAAGAGUAUCAGUGGGACAUUUAUAUGCGAAUUAUUAACAUUCUAGGAUUGGUCCAGAAAAUAUGUUGACGCAGCACACUGUUGUCACAGAGUCUGUGGCCUCUGCCAUUGACACACUACCUUUGGGAUUUAUUAUUUCUGAUGAUGGACAUACACUAUUAGCAGUAACUGAAAGAGAUAAUGGUACUGUGGAAUUCAUGACAGUCCCAGUGGCUUUUAUACACCAGAACCGUACUGCAGUACAAUCUACGCUAAAAGGAAAUAAUGAAAAUUCAAUUUUUCAAAUUAGUUUGGAUGGUGAUGUUACUACAGGAAUCCAACAUAAUACAUUUGUACCUACACAGCCUUGUCCACCAAUACCUAUUAUUACAAACGAGACCCAAGUAUCUGAAGCUGAAAAAAAAAAUCAAAUAGAAACUGACAUAGAACAAUAUGGUAAUCCAAGUUCAUUGGAUUUAAAAAAUCCAAUUCCAAAUAAGUCAUCAGGAAAUCUUGGAUCCGAAUCUCUAAUCCCUAUUGAAAAACCAGUUGCAAAGAGAAGUCCUGGUCGGCCCAGAAAAGAUGAGACUAUACUUUCUAUUAAAUCAAAUAACUUGCAAUGUGAAAUUUGUGGUCAAGAAUUUACUCGACAAAUGUUGUAUAAAAAACAUAUCGAACAUCAUGCUGAAGAAAAGCCACAUCGUUGCCCAAAGUGUCCUGCUUCUUUUAAUGUCCCUACGAAUUUCACGCUUCAUAUGGCCACACACAACACUGGGGAGCCAAAGUGUCCUGAAUGUGGUAGAAAGUUUGCCAGAAUGGCAAGUCUGAAAUCACAUAUGUUGCUACAUGAAAAGGAGGAGAACCUCUUCUGUACUGAAUGCGAGGAUGCAUUUUCCACAAAAGCACAGCUUGAUGCACAUUUGAAACUUCACAAUGAAAAGUGGUCAACGGAGGAUGUGCGAAAAUGCAAGCUUUGCAAUAAACAAUUUACCCAGCCAGCCCUUUAUCGACUUCACAUACGAGAGCAUUACAGAUUGCAAACCAAGAUAGUGAAACACACAAAAAGAGGCACGAAGCACAAAACUAUGUAUAAGUGCAAAAUAUGCCUAAAGUCUUUCCAAAAACCAAGCCAGCUGAUGAGACACAUUAGAGUGCAUACUGGCGAAAAACCCUUUAAGUGUAAUGUCUGUAGUCGAGCUUUCACGCAGAAAGGAUCUCUACAAAUUCACAUGUGGAAACAUAACGGCAUACGGCCCCAUGGAUGUACAUUGUGCAGUGCCAAAUUCAGUCAAAAGGGUAAUCUGAAUGCUCAUAUACUCAGAGUGCACAGCGUGCCAGAAGGCGAACCAAUUUAUAGAUGCACCUAUUGUUCUUGCGUCUUCAAAAAACUGGGUAGCCUCAAUGGACACAUGAAAAGGAUGCACUCAAAUCCCGUGGAGGACAAAACGAGUUACGACCAUUCCACGGAAGCAGAUAUGCAAGCCACCGUGGAUACUGUAAUCUCACAGUUAGCCUCGUUGGAGUCUGGCAUAAAGCAUUCAAUGAAUCCGACUGACAACACAGCAGUCCAAAUUUGUAAGAAUGAUAUCCUUCAACAAGCACUGAAGAACAGCGGACUAUCUAGUAAGGAGAAAAAUUUAAACACCAAUGGUGCAUCAAACUUGAAGAAAGUUGAGGCUGAGACUACUUUAGUGACUCUAUUGGACAGAACUACUGAUGGUUCCAUGAGGAAGUAUAUCACAAUUAAGCAACGAAGUAUAGGAAGUAUAAGAUGGUACACGUGUUCCUACUGUCAUAAAGAAUUCAAGAAGCCAUCUGAUUUAAUACGUCAUUUACGGGUGCAUACACAAGAAAAACCUUUUAAGUGUUCGCAUUGUUUUCGCUCAUUUGCUUUAAAGUCCACAAUGAUGGCACACGAACGUACUCAUAUGGGUGCAAAGAAGUAUGAAUGUAACUCGUGCGAUAAAUUAUUUGCGUGUCAUAGCAGUUUCACAUCUCACAUCAGAUUGCACGCCAAGUCUCAUAGAUGCACUAUUUGUGAUAAAUUCUUCACCUCGAGUACAGUCUUGAGAAGUCAUAUGAAGAUUCAUACGCCAGAAAACUCUCAAAUAUCGGCCGAGGCGGAAAUUCUGGCGCCGCAAAUCGUCCUGGAGGAACCGCUUAUUAUUAGCGAUGCCGGAAAUAAAAUCAGUGUUGCUCAGGUUCAAUCGAAACAAAGACAAAUUUAUAAUAAUGGUGAUGUGGCAAGACCGCACAAGUGUUGGGUUUGUCCUGCGGCAUUUAGAAAGAUCAGUCACCUAAAACAGCACUAUCGGAGACAUACAGGAGAACGACCAUACAAAUGUCAAAAAUGCGACAGGAGAUUUACUUCGAACAGCGUAUUGAAAUCUCAUUUACAUACUCACGAAGACUCGAGACCUCAUAGCUGCUCCAUAUGUGGGGCAAAAUUUUCCACACAAAGUAGUAUGAAGAGACACUUGGUGACACAUAGCAACAAAAGACCAUUUAUGUGCCCUUACUGCCACAAAACUUUUAAAACGUCCGUCAAUUGCCGAAAACAUAUGAAAAUUCAUAAACACGAAUUGGCACAACAGCAAUUAGAACAGCAGAGAACACCACAGACAUCGCAGCUCCCUUUGAUAGAGGACAAACGUGAAAUUACCUGUUUGUCUAAUAAUCUUGAAUUGACUAAUGAAAUGGAAGUAACGUUUCAGCCGCAAAUUACUCCGGAUUUUACUCAGGCAUUUUCGGAUCAAUUCCAAGGUAUCGGUAUGGAUAAGGACAAAACAUUCCUCUCUCAAAAUGAUACAACGCAACCAAUAGUCAGUGAAAGUUUAUCUGAAGCGGACACGGUCCCUUUAGGAUCAUCACAGACCUUGCAUGCUGAUGAAACUGGCACUAUUACACUGCCUAACUAUUCUGGCGAUCAAACAUUAACACCGGAAAGUAUACGAGAAAUUGAAGAAACAUUAAAUCAGCAGUUGUUUAAUAUAGGAAUGAAUUUAGGUUUAGAAAAUAAUCUAACGAGGCAGAUUAACGAGCCUAGUGCGGUCUCUUUGGAUAUGAGGGAGCAACCUGUAUUAAAUAUAAUAUACGACAAUAACAAAGGCAUAGAAUCAUCAAGUUCUAGUGCAAUUAGUGGAAAUAUGUUUCCCACACAGUUCGAUACGUUUGAUAUAAGUCAUAUUGCUUUGCAGGCUGACACCGAACUAGAUAUAGGAAUUAGUUCAGCCAAUUCAACAAGUAUGGCUAGUAUUCUGCCACGAUCAGCACAAGAAGAACAACGUCUCGUACCAGCAAAGACAAUAGUCAAUAUUGAGGAUGGACAAACAAAAGCAUCCAGACACCUCAUGGUUGUAAGUUCGACGCAAUCUUGUCCAGAAUUAUCACGACCUGUUCAAGCUUGUCCAAAAUACUCUAAAGUCAUUGCAAAGGCUGACACGACAGAUGAAUUGGAAAUUCAAAAUGUCGACAACGAAGUAAAAAAUCGAGAUGAAAUGAAAAUAUUUGACAAUCAUGAUGAAGAAAUUGCGACGUUUACGUGUGACAUAUGUGAUAAAAUCUUCCAUAAACAAAGUCAGCUAAAAACUCAUAUGAAGACUCAUAUAUUACGUGAAAGUGUCGAUCAAAAUAAAGACGACUUGUUAAUAGUUAGCGAAACAGAUUCCCUCUUACAGUGUCAUAUGUGCAGUAAAAAGGGUUUCGCUGCAGCCGCAUUAAAAGAACACUUAAAAACUCAUCGGGGCACGAAGGAAUUCCAAUGUACAGAAUGUUCCUUAAGAUUCUGUACAAACGGUGGACUGAGUAGACAUCUAAAAAUGCAUGCAAGCAGACAACAAUGGAAAUGUACGGUUUGUAACAAAACAUUUUCAAGUAAAAUACAUUUAAAGUCCCACCGACAAAUCCAUGAAGUCAACUGGAAUACAAAUUCAAUAGAGCCUGAUAGUUCGCAAAAAGAGCCAUUAACGAGAAGUACGGAUUUUCUGUCAAAUUUUAAUCUUAACGUUACCACAGGAAAUGAUUCAUCAGUUUCCCAAAAAGUCUUACUCGAUACCGUAGCAGAAAAGGAUAUAAUCGAUCAUUCAAAUGAACAAAAUGAGAAGAAAGAGAAACAAGAGUAUACAAACAAGUGUAAAUUCUGUCCGAAAACAUUUCGGAAACCAAGCGACCUAAUAAGACAUGUUCGUACGCAUACUGGAGAACGACCGUAUCAAUGCGAAUAUUGUAACAAAAGUUUUGCAGUAAAAUGUACAUUGGACUGCCAUCUGAAAGUGCAUACAGGGAAAAAAACAUUUUCGUGUCACGUAUGCAACAGUUUAUUCGCAACUAAGGGCAGCCUUAAGGUCCAUAUGCGACUCCACACAGGUUCCAAACCAUUUAGGUGUCUGCUGUGUGAUCUACGAUUCAGAACCUCGGGACACAGAAAAGUUCAUCUACUGACCCAUAUGAGAGAACACAAAGAUGGACCAAAGCGAAAACCAAAGCAGUCGAAGUUUAGCACUAUCGCAGGUGUUGCUGCAGAAUUGGAGAAGACAGUAGAAAGUGAAAUAAACGACGACACUACUAUAAUUAGUGAGGCUGCACAACCAACCGAGUACUCAAAUCUCGAUUCAAUUACUAUUGACACUGCAGAACUUACCGAUCAAAUUACGUUUAAUGCCGAUGGCACAAUAUUGAACAACAAUUCCAUGUUGUCAGUCAAUGAAAGUAACCAAUUGGUGGCCAAUUUGCAUUUCCUCCUUGCAAAUGGUCUUGUAACUAUUCAAACCGAUGAGUCCCUUUUACCGCAUCUCCCAAACAGCGAUUCCCAGGUCAUCCAAACUGAAACUAGUAUUACUGAACUCGUCACGUCUGAAGUGCUAGAACACGUAACCUGCACCGACACCAAUUCUAACAUCGGUAUAACGACAGGAUCGUGUAACGACGCUAUUUCAGAGACUGUUUCCCGAACUAUUUCUGAGACUAUUCCUCAUAAUUUACCCAAAGAAAUUCCACAAACCAUUAGUGAUGUUGUUUCUGAAGCGAAAAAAGCAACGUUACACUUUGAUCAGUGUACGGAGUUGAUGCAGGUGGAUAAUGGAGAUAUGAACGUGAAUACGGGAUUAAAUAAGGAGGAAAGCGUACAGAGUGUUCGUAAACAAGGAGCACAGAGUAGUCAGUCCCGCAAGGAGUGCGAUAUUUGUGGAAAGACAUUUAUGAAACCGUGUCAGGUGGAGAGACACAAACGAAUUCAUACCGGAGAGAGACCUUAUAAGUGUAAUUUAUGCACCAAGUCAUUUGCCCAAAAAGCAACAUUACAAAUGCAUCAGAAACAUCACACUGGAGACAGGCCCCAUCCUUGCCCCCAUUGCGACUACUCUUUUACACAGAAAUGCAAUUUGCAAACUCAUCUCAAGCGUGUUCACCAGUUAGACACCUUGGAAGUAAAAAAGUUACGACGCGGUCAACAGGUAUUAAGUGCUAAGUCAAUGCAAGAUAAUCUGGAUGAUACUAGAAUACUCAGCUUGGAUGAUAUUUCGUUUGUGGACUUCUUGAAGUAAGUAUCUUUGGUCAGUUUCAUUGCAAAAUAAAUAGAAAUCCAAGUACUGUGUACAUAAUAUUGAUCAAGAAAUAUUAUAAACGCGCUUCAAAAACAAAUCAUGUUUGUGUGAUGUUACACUUCUAAUUUGCAUUAUUAACGCUUAAUUCCAAUUUUAUUACUUUACUUUGCAAUUAAGAAAGUCUGAAAAUGCCGUAUUGUACAAGUUUUUGUGAGAAAUUCUCCACGAUUCAAAUGUACAUAGUCUGUAAAAUAACGAUACAAUUUAAAAUAUAUAAUUGCUCCUAAGGUAGUAUAAAUAUACCGUUUCAAUGCGAAAUUAAAGAUACAUUUUAUUAAAAUUUUGUAAUGACAAUAUUUUGUAUCUUAUUAACGAUACACUUCUCAGUGUUCAUUUGUGUUCUUUUCAUUAUUAGUUAUCUAUCAUGUACAGUGUAACAAUUUUUUUUCAAUAAACUAACUAUAAUUAUAUAAACAA
This is a messenger RNA of Cephus cinctus (wheat stem sawfly), 6168 nucleotides long. Its product is annotated as zinc finger protein 236. The transcript is spliced from 24 exons. NCBI's taxonomy places the organism in Eukaryota, Metazoa, Arthropoda, Insecta, Hymenoptera, Cephidae. The coding region runs from base 235 to 5691 and encodes 1818 amino acids. Gene Ontology annotation, cellular component: nucleus. The record is from RefSeq and is a predicted model, not a curated record.